Tachysurus fulvidraco (yellow catfish) is the source of this 2497-nucleotide messenger RNA. RefSeq names its product intercellular adhesion molecule 5 (gene icam5). Gene Ontology annotation, biological process: cell adhesion. The record is from RefSeq and is a predicted model, not a curated record. The transcript is spliced from 6 exons. Bases 259 to 1296 code for a protein of 345 amino acids. NCBI's taxonomy places the organism in Eukaryota, Metazoa, Chordata, Actinopteri, Siluriformes, Bagridae. Gene Ontology annotation, molecular function: integrin binding.
GGGAGCGAUGUGGAUAACGAAAGUAAGUUGAUCCAUUUUAGGUUUUUUUUGCAACGAAAAUUUCUUGGACAACGAAAAAGUCGCUCGUUUCUUAAAGCUGGGUUUUAGGGUGCUAGUUGAUCAUGUAUGACGUCAAACGACAAAAACAAGAAGGAUUAACUGUUUUUUAGUUUUCUUUUUGCUCUUUUGUUGACAUUCGUUAAUUUAGUGUAAGUUUUAAACCGAACAGCAGUUUGGAGCCGAUAAGGAACCGACACCAUGGACUGGGGAACCGACCUGUGGAUCUUCAAGUUCAAUUGGACCAUGCUGUACCUUACUCAGCUACCCGGCAUGGUCCUUCUCGCACUCCUAAAUGGUGAUGAUUGUCCCAUUACAAUUCAGCCUGCUAAACUAGUGGUGGAGUUUGGUGCUUCUGCCACAGCUAACUGUUCCACAACCGUCACCCAUGAAGGAAUGGGUUGGGAGGCAUUGAGUGGAGCAGUGGAUCUAACAAGAGACGUCCAGUUCCUUAUCUGGAGGGUAGAGAGUCUGAAACACUGGGAAACACAGCCAAUAUGCUACAUCAAUGCACACGAGCAGUGCCAAUCCAAGCUCCUAGUUACUGUUUACAAACGUCCAGAGCAGGUGUUGAUCAGCACCAUGAAUCACACAGGGCCAUUGAUUGAGGGCAAACAGUACAAUCUCGAGUGUGAUGUUCAGAAUGUUGCUCCUGUUAAUCUCCUCACUGUCAACUGGUACAAAGGACAGCCAGGACAGCUAGUGAAAAGUGUACAAUUUAAUAACACUUCCUCCAAAACACCAGUAAACCGUUCUACUGAACUCAGCAUCUCGACCAGCAAAGAAGAUGAUGGAGUUCAGUACAGAUGUGAGGCAAAGCUGGAACUAGGGCCAGAAGGGCCUCAACCUCCUCCUAUAAAGACAUCAGAUCCUCUCAACAUUAUAGUGUACUAUGGUCCAGAAAUUCAGCCAGUCACACCCUCAGAAGUGGUGAAAGCAGGCAAUGACUUGUCUCUGAGCUGCACUGCAGAAGGAAAUCCAGAGCCUCAAGUGAGCUGGAGCUUUCAAAACCAAACUAAGGCCACUGGGAGGCGGCAGGCAAUUCUAAACCUUUCUAAAGCCAAGUCUGCUGAUGCUGGUGAAUAUUUGUGCACUGCUUCUAAUGAACUUGGGAGCAAAACAAGGACAGUCUCACUGACAGUAGAAGAAAGCAACAUGCAAACAAUAAUAAUCUGUGUUGUGGUUGUACUUCUGAUUUUUAUCCCUAUUGGAAUUUACACUUUUUUCAAGUGCAGAUGAUCUGAAAGUUGCACCAUACAGACUAAUGGUGAUGUCUCUGUCAUUAUUGAAGUAGUGAUGUUACCGGUGUUGUAAUGUAACGGAGUACAACCUACCAGUGGUUUUACCAGUGGUUUAGUCGGGGCCAUAUGCACGUAUACGGAGUAUGCUUACUUUUUUCCCCAGGGCUGUUUGCGUAUAACGACUUCUAUGGCUUAAUAUUAGCGUAUACCCACUUGUUUUGCUGCUUAAAACGUCCAUAAUUUACCCUCGUUUUUUCUUCCCUUUUAACUGCGUCGCAUUUUUAACUUUGUUGUAAUUGGUUCACUUUAAUUUGAAUUCCGCCCCCUUUCACCGCCCCCGACAGCUGUUGAUAACAAACUUUACCGAGCGUUUACAGGGAGGAGAGUUUACUUCAUCCACAGAAGCUGGUGUCAUGCUGAAGCAGUCUUAAGUAAAGUUGGCCGCAUAUUCACAGAUUCGAGUUUCCCGAGUCAAUAACUCCUGAGCUAAAAGCUGUUACUACACAAAAAACACCUCUUUUCUAUCGUAGUAAUGUAGAGAGGCAGACACAACACAAUUUUCCUCAAAAUCAGCUUUCCUCUGUGGCUGACAAAAAAGCGAAUACUAAAAAAUAGUCAAUAACUUCACUGCAAUACACUGUACCAGGGGCAGUUCUAGGAUUUCAUCUUUAGGGGGGUUUAGCCAUCAGUGAGAAUUUAAAACAAGAAGAGUUUUAUAUUAUAUAUUAUAUGACUAUAGUAAGCCAAGAGUGGUAUGGUAAUGGUAUUAUUUAAAAUGGCAAAAGUGGACACCAAAAUUUUAUGCAUGAUGUAAUGAUGCCAGUCUUGAAUCAAAUCAGUUUAUGUAUGUGUGCAUUCUCUACAAACAGUGUGUCCAAUUAAUGCAGUCAUUAAUAAAAGGAUAUUCACAAGACAAAUACCAAAUAAAUAAAUGUUAUUUUUAUUUAGUAUUGAAUGUAUUGUUUGCAUUAAUAUUUUGUUUGUGCUAUCAAUUCUGGUAAUGAAAAUAGUGAAAUUUUACUGCUUUUGGUUGCCGUCUUUGUUGCUUUCCGCCGAUUAUCUGCAAAUAAAGCAGACUAAAAAAGGCCUAGAACCGCCCCUGCACUGUACUGUCACCAAAUUCAGCUCACACAUCACUUGGAGAAAUGUCUUUUUUGUAUCAUUUUUAUGAUUGUUCAUAAUAAAAAACAAAACAAUAA